Meloidogyne enterolobii is the source of this 474-nucleotide messenger RNA. Lineage: Eukaryota; Metazoa; Nematoda; Chromadorea; Rhabditida; Meloidogynidae. The record is from the annotation of a GenBank genome assembly.
GGAAUGAUUAUUAAUUAUUUAAUUGUUGAUGGAAAUCCUGGCUGGUUAGCUAUUGAACCUUUUAUCGGGAAUGUUUUUGUCGAUAAAAUACCAAAAGAAGGUAUUCCACCAAGCAAUAUUUCACUAAAAAUAGCAGCAAUCGACAGAGAAAACCAUUUAAUUUUAGCCGAAUCUAAAUUAAAUUUAGAAAUACUUUCAAAUAAUUUAAACAAUAACAUUAAAUCCCAAAAUCUAAAAAAUUGUUUUUCUUCACCAAUUAUUAAAUUAAAUAUUGAAAGAUUAGAAAAUGAAGAAGAGGAGGAAGAGGGAAAGGAAGAAGAAAAUAAAAAUAUUUUAAAAAAUAAUUUAAUUAAAUUUAUUAAAAUAUUUGAAGAAAAAGAAAUUGGGAAUGAAACAAAAAUAGAUUUUAUUGAAGCUUGGGAUAAUUAUGCUAGACAAAUUAAUUUGGAAAAAGUAAAAAUAAUUUUAAAAUAA